AUGGCUCAGUACUUCUACUCAACCUGGUGUGAAAGCGGUGGCUUAGCGAGGUCGGAAUCUGUUGACGGAAUUCUAGCUGGUGGUUUUGCGGAUUGUGAGGUGCAUACGGUGUUUGAGAAGUUUCGGGGUGCUGUAGAACGUCGAGCCGGUAGUAGGACCGGGCACAUCAAGCAGACGGCCUUCGGUGGAACGGAUCGGUUAAUUGAAGGAACUGUGCAACGAGGAUUGUUUUCGAACCGAGUCUCGGACAUCUUGGAGAGUGGUUAUAAGAUCGCCAUCGGGUCAACCCUCGUCUCGGCCCACAAGGGGCAGGUGAGAAUUCAGAAUAGCCAGACUGGACGAAGGCGUAAUAGUACGCUCCAGGUUCAGCAGCCUAACUGUGAGCAUGGGAAAACGCAGCCAAACCGAGAGGAAAUGGAGGGAUUGCAACAGGACGAAACGCAACAACGAGGAUCAAAGAGAAGUCUCACGGAACGGGAUGAUAGCGAGGAUGAAUUCUACGGGUUCCCGUCCAGUGCAGAGCAACCGUUGCCAGCAAGUAGUGAGUUGCAUCCCAAAUCCUUGCAGCAGCAGUUAGGACAGCAUUCUACAUCUCAAACCUCAGUGCUACGAAGAUCAAGCAGAUUAAAAAAGAAGAAAAUUGACGACGCUUUUGUCUAUACAAAAUGAACUAAAAUAUUUAUACAAUUUAAUGAAGUAUGAAAUAAUAUUUUGAACUUGUACAUAAACUUUCUUAAUUCAAUCAAAGGGGGAAGGUAUUGUUGAGUAUGACGAUUUCGUUCAGUGCACCUAUGGGAAGCGAAUACCGCCGACGGCGGAUAUCAUAAUCAAUAUGCUUGUAGUUGUAAGAUACUAUUGGAUACAAUGUUUACUGUUGUUGUUGAUAGCCCUUUUGAAGAAGAAAUACAAUCACCUAUUGUUGACAUGGGAUAUAAAUAAUACGAA
Messenger RNA from Aedes albopictus (Asian tiger mosquito), 945 nucleotides. RefSeq lists its product as uncharacterized. NCBI's taxonomy places the organism in Eukaryota, Metazoa, Arthropoda, Insecta, Diptera, Culicidae. The record is from RefSeq and is a predicted model, not a curated record. The transcript is spliced from 3 exons. Bases 1 to 669 code for a protein of 222 amino acids.